Molecule: messenger RNA, 424 nt
Organism: Paraglomus brasilianum
Lineage: Eukaryota; Fungi; Glomeromycota; Glomeromycetes; Paraglomerales; Paraglomeraceae
Source: the annotation of a GenBank genome assembly
AUGUCUUUAACAAGCUUCCCCGAGGAAUUCUGUGCAUUAGUUUGCAGGGAAGAACAAGAUUAUUGUCCAAGACAAAAUUUCGUAGAUGCUGGCUGCCCAGAGGAAGGCUUUGUUCCUGCUCUGCUUACCUAUGAUGAUACUGCCCUCUCAACAUUUAUCCAAGGCCUGGGGCUUCCUUUAUUCCAACAAGGUGUAGUUGAGCCCCUCACAAUACGAGCGAGAUUUGACAUUCCUGAUAAUACCGGAUUAUUUCUACGUGGUCUCUGUUGUCCUUUCGAUGAACCAAUCAGGCGUGAUAAUGUUGAAGAGUGUCUUAUGGCACCAUUGCUCCAGAAACUACCAGCUCAUCCAUACUAUUGCAGAGACUAUCCAGAUUAUCUUGAACCUACAAAUUCAGAACCAUUUUAUAAUGUUCCUCGAUUGA